AUGGAAUAUCAUCGUAUGUGUAUCAUUGGUGGUGGUGGAUAUUUUGGACAACAUAUUGCUCAAGAAUUACAAGAACAAGGCUUUCAUACUGUAAUAUUAGACAUUAGUUUUUGUGAUAUACCAAUGGUGAAACUAAACGAAUCACUCACAACUCGAAUUACGGGUUCAUUAUUGGAUAUAAAAGUAUUAGAUCAAGCAUUAUACGGUUGCGUUGCAUGUUUUCAUAUUGCCGCAUACGGUAUGAGUGGUGGCGCUUCUUUGGAUAAAGAAAUGGUAUACUUAAUUAAUGUUACUGGCACUAAACAAGUAUUAGAGCGUUGUCGUAUCAAUGGUGUACAAAGGUUUAUUUUUGCAAGUUCUGUAGCUGUCAUUUUUACCGAUGAGGAGCUACAAGAUGCUGAUGAAUUAACCCCAUAUCCACAUCCAUCUAAGUAUUAUUCAUAUUAUGCAGCAUCUAAAGCAGUAGCUGAAAAAUAUGUAGUAAAUAGUAAUUGUGAUACAUUGAAAACUUGUGCUCUCCGAUAUCGUGGAAUAUAUGGUCCUGCAGAACCGCGAACUGUAAAAAGGACAGUGGAUCUAUGCAAACGUGGUUUAGUUCUUGCAACUUUUCAUAAAUUCCAUGAAUGUAUGACGCAAUACAGUGGAAUUGGAAAUAGUACUAGGGCGAUGAGAUUAGCUGAAGAUGCUUUAAGAAGAGGUGUCGCAUGUGGUAAAAUAUAUAAUAUUGUUGAUGGUGGUCCACCUGUUGGAUCAUUCAGUUUUUGGUUCCCGCUUAUUCGAGCAUUUAACAAACCGUUACCUAUGUUCAAAAUACCGUAUACACUUGUAGUAUACUUGGCUAUAUUAUUCGAAUAUCUCUAUCGCUAUUUUGGUCUAGAACCAUUAUUUACCAGGCUUGAAGUGAAUCUAGUAUCAAUUACCAAUACUUAUUCCAUUAAACAAGCCCAACAUGAUCUCGGCUAUAAACCAAUUCAAAAUCAUGACCUUACCGAAGUGAUACGUUAUUAUAAAAUAGCCAAGAAUAGCAACAAUAGGAAAAAAGAUAAUAAUAAUAUUGUAAUUUCAUCAAUAUCAUCUGAUAAGAAGCAUUUAAAUAUUGUUCUUCUUAAUCGUAUCAGUUUCAUUUUACUUAUGUUAAUUGUAUUUCUUUUUUGGAUUGCUAGUACAUUAUUUGUAUAA
Loa loa (African eye worm) is the source of this 1179-nucleotide messenger RNA. RefSeq lists its product as hypothetical. Gene Ontology annotation, molecular function: 3-beta-hydroxy-Delta5-steroid dehydrogenase (NAD+) activity. Gene Ontology annotation, biological process: steroid biosynthetic process. Lineage: Eukaryota; Metazoa; Nematoda; Chromadorea; Rhabditida; Onchocercidae. Bases 1 to 1179 code for a protein of 392 amino acids. The record is from RefSeq and is a predicted model, not a curated record. The transcript has 7 exons.